Messenger RNA from Euleptes europaea (tarantolino), 1169 nucleotides. It is a transcript of the gene LHFPL2, whose product is annotated as LHFPL tetraspan subfamily member 2. The record is from RefSeq and is a predicted model, not a curated record. Gene Ontology annotation, cellular component: membrane. Lineage: Eukaryota; Metazoa; Chordata; Lepidosauria; Squamata; Sphaerodactylidae. The transcript has 2 exons. Bases 71 to 757 code for a protein of 228 amino acids.
UUUUUACACUUCCUUUUUACUUUGGAUUUCAGGCUCUGAGCUGCACUGGGCACAAAUACUGGACAGCAAUAUGUGUCAUGUCAUUGUCACUUGCCGCUCAAUGCUAUGGACACUUCUGAGUAUUGUUGUAGCUUUUGCAGAGCUCAUAGCCUUCAUGAGUGCUGAUUGGUUGGUUGGCAAGGCAAAACUUGGGAGCUCUCACAACAGAGACAAUGGGACGGGAGAGUCACUGGAACCGUAUCGUCCAACCCUGGGGAUCUAUGAACGUUGCACCAGAAUCCAGCACGUGCCAUAUUCCAGGCGAGACACACAGUGUGGCCCCUAUGCGGAGAACUUCAGCGAGAUUGCCAGUGGCUUCUGGCAGGCUACUGCUAUUUUCCUAGCCCUGGGGAUCUUGAUACUCUGUGCUGUCGCAUUUGUAUCCGUCUUCACCAUGUGUGUACAGAGUAUUAUGAAGAAAAGUAUUUUUAAUGUCUGUGGGCUGCUACAAGGGAUUGCAGGUCUCUUCCUUAUCCUAGGCUUGAUCUUGUACCCUGCUGGCUGGGGUUGCCAGAAGGCAAUAAGCUAUUGUGGAUCUUAUGCUUCUGCUUAUAAACUUGGUGAUUGUUCCUUGGGCUGGGCUUUCUACACCGCUAUAGGUGGCACAGUCCUGACCUUCAUCUGUGCGGUUUUCUCUGCCCAAGCUGAAAUUGCCACCUCCAGCGACAAAGUACAAGAGGAAAUUGAAGAGGGGAAAAGCCUUAUUUGUCUUCUUUAACGACCCAAGGAAACCUUCAAUCUCUCAGGCGUAUUGGUUUCAAGUGGCUUAGCAAAUGGACUCCUCUGAGUGAUGGAGACACGAGCUUCCUGAAGACCAGGCACUAUGCUGUCACUUGAUGGUCACUGAGGACUAUGGGCAGAUUAAGAAGAAAAUGAUGCUACGGGAAUUCUGGUACCUGGCUGCAUUGGCAGGAUGAUACAAAACUCAUGUUGGCUUCACAUUUAUAUGAACCAAGUGCCUGACAGAUGCAGAAAUUAUCCAGUCUUAUUGACAUUCAGCAACAUGAAGGAAUCCUGAGAAGUAUUUUGUUGGAAAUGCCAGCACUGUCAAGUAUGCACAGAACAAGAUGCCUUAAACCAGGCUUUGAUUUCAAGGGUUUAGGUCUUUAGUCACCUGGUCAGUGGUAACA